Messenger RNA from Corythoichthys intestinalis (scribbled pipefish), 1884 nucleotides. Its product is annotated as adhesion G-protein coupled receptor G2-like. NCBI's taxonomy places the organism in Eukaryota, Metazoa, Chordata, Actinopteri, Syngnathiformes, Syngnathidae. The record is from RefSeq and is a predicted model, not a curated record. Gene Ontology annotation, molecular function: G protein-coupled receptor activity. Gene Ontology annotation, biological process: adenylate cyclase-activating G protein-coupled receptor signaling pathway; cell surface receptor signaling pathway. The transcript has 13 exons. Gene Ontology annotation, cellular component: plasma membrane. Bases 146 to 1738 code for a protein of 530 amino acids.
GCAUACGUAUUUUUGGGUUUUUUUCUUUUUUUGGGUGUUGCUAGUCUCUCUGUUGCCAACUUCCUCUUUCGAUGUUGCAACACCAUUUGCAUUUCUGUCUUCUCAUUUUCAACGUGUUCUUUGAUAACGCUCUCCAACUGUGAGGAUGAAGUUUUGCUUUCUGGCUUGGUCGCUGCCGCUUUUGGCGUUUGGGCAAAAAAUGGAGCUCGAGGAACCGUGCCGGAGUCCGAGAGGGGACAGUCCCUUUGGAGGCAUAGAAGACAGUUGUAAGAUUUCUGAACAUAAACAAGAUCUGUCGGAUGCCGAAUGUUGUAUGACGCAUGUCAACAGUAUCCUGGAUAAAGGGAACAACUUUGACGUCCAAUUGAUUUCGCGCCUGGAGAAAUCACUGGAGCGGACGGAGGUGGAAAAGACAGUGCCCCUGUUUUUGGGCCACUUGAUCGCCGUCAUGUUCAAACCCAGAGUUACCUUUUCUGAUCUGCACCUUUCUGUCAGCGGCCGUGAGAUCGGAGAAGGCGUGACGGUCAACAAUAGCAUAGUGGAUGUGCGGCUGCCCGCAGAGUUGCACACCAGUUCGAACGGCACUAUCUUGUUGUGCAUGGUCACCUAUCCUCGAUCCAUUUGGAACGUCACCUCACCAGAACUCUACCGGAACCGGCUGCUAGGUUUGAGCAUGGCAGGAAAAAACGUCACGGGAUUGCAGAAGUGUGUGAACAUUACUGUCCAUAAUGUUGCCGUCAACGAAAGCCAAAGCCCCAGAUGUGCCUUCUUGAAUUUCUCCACAAACGCGUUCAGUAGCAGCGGCUGUCAGACUGUCUGGCGACGUGGACAAAAUCAUGUGACUUGCUCAUGUGACCACCUCACCUACUUUGGCAUCCUCAUUGUGUCCGCUCAACUCUCGGAGACGGACGAGGCGGUGAUGUCGUACGUCACCGUGAUCGGUUGCAGCCUCUCGCUCGUCGCCCUCGGCGUCACGCUGAUACUCUUCGCCUCUAAAAGAAAGAUCCGUGAGGACGUGUCCAUGAAGGUGCACGUCCACCUGGCGCUGGCACUCAUUCUACUCAAUGCACACUUCCUGGGUAGCCAGGCGGCAGCGGCGGCGUCCAACGGGGUCUGCUUGUACGUGGCGCUAGCGCUGCACUACUCCCUGCUGGCCACCUUCAGUUGGAUGGCGCUAGAGAGCUUCCAUCUCUACCUGCUUCUCGUGCGCGUCUUCAACAUCUACAUUCGCAGAUACAUGCUCAAGCUCGGCCUGGUGGGAUGGAGCAUGCCCGCCGCCAUAGUGAUCGUGGCAUUCCUGGUCCAACCAGAUGCUUACGGGCAUGUAGCCCUGGAUGCGAAUAAUCCUAGAAGCACCCGAAUAUGCUACCUGGCGGAUGGCAACCUGAAGACGGUCAGCACGUUGGGCGUCUUCAGCAUUGUGUUCGCCUUCAACCUCAUCAUGUUGCUCUUCACCAUCCAUCGUUUGAUCGGAUUCACACACCGCAAACAGUUCGGACCGAACGAGCGCGGGCGAGCAAAGCAGAACAUUCUGACGGUGUUGGGCCUGGCCACUCUGCUGGGCAUCACCUGGGGCCUGGUGUUCUUCUCCUUCGGCCACUUGACGACCGUGGGCCUCUACCUCUUCUGCUUCCUGAACCCGCUCCAAGGUUUCUUCAUCUUCUUGUGGUUCGUCAUGUCGUGGAGGAAGUUGGCACCCAACACGGCGAGCAGUAAAACGCCAAGCGCGAGCGGCUGAGAACCUUGAUUUGACAAAUAAAUCAUACGCUGGCUGUUUUAUAAAUCUCUCGCUCUUUUGUUCAAUUCCUACUGAUAUUGUACACACAUCAGAUGUUUACCAUUUCUUGGCUCUGUGUAACAAUACCAUUUUAUGAAAAUAGUUUU